AUGGCUUACCUGCUGACCUUUGGCAUAGUGGCCGCCCUUUUCCUGGCCAGCAUCUCGCUAUACCGCUACGGCAACAUACCACGUCAGCAUAUCCUGGUCACCCUGUCCGUGCUGACCGCCUGGUGUUUCUCCUUCCUGAUUGUCUUUACCAUUCCGCUGGAUGUGACAUCGACCCUUUACCGCCAGUGCUUGGAAGAGCAUCGACCCACUCCAGCCCCCAGCAAUGUCUCCACAACUCCGGCCAAUGCCAAUGUCACGCCGCCGCCCGAGUGCCAGGAACCGUGGGGCAUGGUGCCCGCCUCGGUGUUCCCCAAUCUCUGGCGCAUCAUCUACUGGAGCUCGCAGUUUCUCACCUGGUUGAUCAUGCCCCUGAUGCAGUCGUACCUAAAGGCGGGCGAUUUCACUGUCAAGGGAAAGCUCAAGUCGGCACUAAUCGAAAACGCCAUCUACUACGGCUCCUACCUGUUUAUCUGCGGCGUUCUGCUCAUCUACAUAGCUGUGAAGGGCGAGUCCCUGGACUGGCAGAAACUCAAGGCAAUCGCCUCGUCCGCCUCAAACACCUGGGGUCUGUUUCUGCUCAUCCUGCUGCUGGGCUAUGCUCUGGUAGAGGUUCCACGUUCGUUGUGGAACAAUGCCAAGCCGGGAUUCGCACUGCAAUAUGCCUACUUUAAGGCAGCCAAACUGAGCACUGAGAAGGCAGAGGCCGAGGAGCAUGUGGACGACAUUCUGGAGUCGUUGCAGUGCAUCAGCCGUGUAAUACCCAACAAUCACGAGCUGAGACCCUGCCUGGAGACCAUUCUGCGCAAGGUUCCCAUCGAGCUGCAGGAGCGAGCGAGCCGGAACUUUGCCCGCACUGGAGGCAGCGGCAUGGGAGCCACCAGCUCUACCAUAUUGCCCUCGGAGAAGGCUUUGGUUCGGAUCCAUAAGCAGGUAAUCAAAUCACUGCAGACCCUGCAGCGCACCGAGGCCCUGUGGAGCGUCCAAGUGCAGACGGUGCUGCAUCUGGAGGAUGUGGCCAGGAAUAUUCAUUCAUCGGAGCGACGCUUCAAGUCGGAGUUUCCGCGCCAGCGCACACAGCUGGAGAGGAUCUGCUAUAGCGCCACGCUGCAGUGGUACUGGGAGUGCUUGCUGAAGGCGCCGUUUCUCAAGACGCUGUGCGUUCUCACCGCCACCAUGUCCGCCAUGGUGGUUUGGAGCGAGCUGACCUUCUUCAGUCGCCAUCCCGUGCUCUCCAUAUUCGCCAACGUGAUCUAUGUGGCCAAGGAGAGCUACGACUUCUUCACCAUCGAGGUCUUUUCGAUGGCAGUCCUCUGCUACUUCUUCUACUGCACCUACUCGACCAUCCUGAGGAUACGCUUCCUGAACCUGUACUAUCUGGCGCCGCAUCACCAGACCAACGAGCACAGCUUGAUUUUCAGUGGCAUGCUGCUCUGCCGCCUGACGCCGCCCAUGUGCCUCAACUUCCUCGGUCUCAUCCACAUGGACACGCACAUUAUUCCCAACCGCAUUAUGGAGACCGUUUACACGCAGAUAAUGGGACACAUGGACGUCAUUGGCAUCAUCUCGAACGGCUUCAACAUCUACUUCCCCAUGUGCAUGCUGGCCUUCUGCUUGGCUACCUGGUUUAGCCUGGGCAGUAGGGCCCUCAAUGCUUUGGGUUUCCAGCAGUUUCUGCAGAACGAAACGAUUGCCACUGAACUGGUGCAGGAGGGCAAGGAUCUGAUAGCGCGUGAGAAGCGUCGGCGACAACGUGCCGAGGAGGCGAUGGCCAGGCGGCGUGACUUUAACCGGCAGGAUCCGGGGCUGGGAGGCGGUAGCGACUACCUAAGCAAGUAUCGGAGUGGAGGAGCCGGCGGCACCCUGACUAGCGGUCGCACCCCGGCAGAUGGACUGCUGCGCGAUGGCGAUGGAAGCUUUGACUAUGCAGCCGUGGCCUCCUCGUCGGCUCUGGGAGUGCCCAGAUCUCUGUCGGAGGAGAUCAACGAUCGGUUCGGUGUGAGCACCCAAGUGCAGGUCGGAUUUCGGGAUCCUGACUACGAGCCGGAGCACGACCGACGCAUUGUGGGUCCACCCCCCCGAGGACUCUUUGACGAUGUCUAGGCUCGAAAAAGGAUAUUUAUAUUUCUAAUUGUAACCGAGUAUCUCAAUGCCUGCAAUGUUCCGUAGUUUAUUUCGUUGGCACAUAAGUAUUUUUUGCUGCUGCUGCUGCUUUUGUUCCUUUACACCCAUGUACACCAUUCGAUGAAUAAACCACUAGAAAGGA
Drosophila kikkawai is the source of this 2263-nucleotide messenger RNA. RefSeq names its product LMBR1 domain-containing protein 2 homolog. Gene Ontology annotation, cellular component: membrane. NCBI's taxonomy places the organism in Eukaryota, Metazoa, Arthropoda, Insecta, Diptera, Drosophilidae. The record is from RefSeq and is a predicted model, not a curated record.